CAGGAACCCCUCUCGAUGGAUUUUUCCUGCAAAGCAACCUCCUGCCUCCUCUCUUGGUUUAUAUUGGAUCGCUAAGCUCCCAUGGUUUAACACAUAGCUUGUAGCUUGAUUCGCAGAUCAAAUUUCUUGCUGAGGUGAAUGGGGAGAACAUUGGGCUUCUUCUCGAUUUUGGUGCUGCUCAUCUUGAUAAUAAGUGCCAGUUCCAGUGAUGACCAGAGAUUCACGACUGACAAGAUUCACUCCUGGUUUAAUGGAGAUGGAGAACAAGAGCAAGAAAGAGCCGGAGGGCUCAGCGACGAAGCAGAUUCGAUUCUGAUGCUGGAAAGGGGAGGGGUGGCGCGCGUCCCUGUGAAUGUCCAUAGCUUUGGUGCAGUUGGCGAUGGUGUAGCAGACGACACCAUGGCGUUCCGAAAUGCUUGGUAUAAGGCAUGCUCUUUGAAGAAUGCAGUUCUUCUAGUGCCUGAGCGGCAUCGUUAUAAGGUUAAUGCCACUAACUUCAGAGGGCCCUGUCAACGGCACCUAAUUGUCCAGGUGAAAGGGACAAUAGUAGCACCGGAUGACCCAAAGGAUUGGGAUCCCAAGUACCCAAGUAUGUGGCUAUCUUUCUCAAACCUAAACGGGGUCAGGUUCCAGGGUGGUGGGGUAAUUGAUGGUUCCGGUAGCAAAUGGUGGGCUGCUUCCUGCAAGAUCGAUAGAACCAAUCCAUGCAAAGAGGCACCAACGGCACUUACAAUUGAUUCAAGCACCAAGAUAAGAGUGAAAGGCCUCACUAUCCAGUUCGCUCAGCAGAUGCAUUUCGUGAUAUAUCGUUCAGAUGUUGUACGAGUAUCUGGAGUGCGCAUAUUGGCCCCAAAAGAUAGCCCAAACACAGAUGGCAUUCACAUUGGUGAGUCAACCGAUGUUGCCAUCCAGAAUUGCCACAUUGGAACAGGGGAUGAUUGUGUUUCAAUUGUGAAUGCUAGCUCAAAUAUCAAGAUGAAGAAAAUUAUGUGUGGGCCAGGGCAUGGAAUCAGUAUAGGGAGCCUAGGAAAGGAUAAGUCAACAGGCAUUGUUACAGGUGUUGUCUUGGACACUGCAACAAUCUCUGGCACUAAAAAUGGUUUAAGAAUCAAAACCUGGCAAGGUGGAUCAGGAUAUGUUAAGUCAGUGCGCUUUGAGAAUGUGAAGAUGAAUGAUGUUGAGAACCCGAUCAUCAUAGACCAGUUUUACUGUGAUUCCCCAGCCACUUGCAAGAACCAAACAUCAGCAGUGAAGAUAAGCCAAGUCAUCUUCAGGAAUAUAAAUGGCACCUCAAGAACUCCUCACGCAAUGAAAUUUGCAUGCAGUGACACUGUACCAUGCAGCAACAUUGUCCUGAACAACAUUAACCUCGAGACGGAAAACGGCACAGCUAAAACCUUCUGCAAUUGUGCCAUGGGAUUCCACUACGGAAUUGUGCAGCCUACGGCGGAUUGCCUCAAGUCCUCCAGCUGUGGCGGAAUCCAGGAAGAUGCCCAAAGGCAAACUCAUGAUCCUACCCACACAGAGCUAUGAUUCCUCUCCUUAAAGAAGCCAUCACAAACAAGUGAUGGCAAAGUGCCAGAAGAUAAGGCGAGUGCUCCUGGGGUUAUUGAAGAUGUGUUCAUGUCUACUUUUCUAAGAUGGAUAAUUUACUCGCAUGGC
Musa acuminata AAA Group (dessert banana) is the source of this 1662-nucleotide messenger RNA. RefSeq names its product probable polygalacturonase At1g80170. Gene Ontology annotation, biological process: carbohydrate metabolic process. The transcript has 9 exons. The record is from RefSeq and is a predicted model, not a curated record. Gene Ontology annotation, molecular function: polygalacturonase activity. Bases 139 to 1533 code for a protein of 464 amino acids. NCBI's taxonomy places the organism in Eukaryota, Viridiplantae, Streptophyta, Magnoliopsida, Zingiberales, Musaceae.